UGUACAAAGGAUUGCCCACACUUUUCUCACUCGCAGUCUUAAGCUCUUGGGAGCCUCUCUCAGUUCUCCCUGGUUGCGAUUUGUGAGAGAAAUGGAAGGCAAAGGGUCGACUCUGGUUCAUCUUCUUGUGGUGGUUUUGUGUUUAGUAGCUUUUGGGUUCUCCAUUGCUGCCGAGAGACGAAGAAGUGUGGGGACUCUGUUUGAAGACAAGGAAAGGAACGCGACCUACUGUGUGUACGACUCGGAUGUGGCAACUGGUUAUGGUGUAGGAGGUUUCUUAUUUCUUCUCUCUGGUGAAUCAUUGCUGAUGGGUGUCACAAAGUGCAUGUGUUUUGGGAGACCUUUAACCCCGGGAGGAAAUCGGGCAUGGGCUAUUAUUUACUUUUUAUCCUCAUGGGCAACAUUUAUAGUAGCGGAAGCGUGUCUAAUUGCGGGUGCAGCGAAAAAUGCAUACCAUACAAAGUAUCGAGGAAUGAUAUAUGCUCAAAACUUAGCAUGUGAAACAUUAAGGAAAGGAGUGUUCAUUGCUGGGGCAGUGUUUGUGGUUGCAACCAUGAUUCUUAAUGUGUAUUACUACAUGUACUUCACCAAGGCAACAUCUUCUCAAGCAUCGCACAAAGCAAAGCGUUCAAGUUCAACGGUUGGGAUGACAGGGUAUGCCUAAAUUCAAUUCAAUUCAAAUGUGAUAGGCUGGUUAAAGCUUCCAUGAUGGCCUUCAUUGGUGGGUGGGUGAUGUUUAUGAUUAUUACUGAUUGUGAUAUAUAGUUUCAUAGUCACUUUUUGUGGUUAAGAUAUGUAAACAAGUGAUGUAAGAACAGAAAAUGGUUUGCUCAAAAUUCUGCAGCAAUUUUCAAGUGGUUUGAAGCUAAAAAUUUGAAGGUUAUAUUGAUUUAUAUAUGGUGCUUUUGAAGCAGACUUCA
Molecule: messenger RNA, 920 nt
Organism: Cucurbita pepo subsp. pepo (vegetable marrow)
Lineage: Eukaryota; Viridiplantae; Streptophyta; Magnoliopsida; Cucurbitales; Cucurbitaceae
Source: RefSeq, a predicted model, not a curated record